This is a messenger RNA of Elaeis guineensis (African oil palm), 333 nucleotides long. NCBI's taxonomy places the organism in Eukaryota, Viridiplantae, Streptophyta, Magnoliopsida, Arecales, Arecaceae. The record is from RefSeq and is a predicted model, not a curated record.
AUGGUGGCACAGGGAUUAGGGCAUGGGGAUGGCAGUAUAGGGAUUGGGACAUGGGGACAAGGGGCUUCGACAGGAUUUCGACGAUGUGGUGGGGGAAGAAGGGGGGCAGGAUGGGGGAAGAAGGGGGGGAGACGGGGGUGUAGAGAUGGCGGAUUUGGUGUGGGGAUGAUGGAUCCGUUAUGGGAUGUGGGGAUGGAGACUUCGACAGGGUUUCGAUGGUGCGAUGGGGAAGAAGGGGGGAGGUGGGUGAAGAAGGGGGUAGGUGGGGGUGCAGGGAUGGCAGAUUUGGCGUGGGGCUGGGGCGGGGUGAUGGGGGCUCCAGCAGGAUUUUGA